ACCAAAGUGUCAAGUGGUGUCAAAAGUGGAAAGUUGUUUCGACAAUUUUUGGUUAAAUAAUUCGGAAAAAUGUUAAAAAAAACAACAAUCAUGCUUGUAAAUUUGCGAAAUUAAUUUGAACCUCAAUAGUUUAAUGUUAAUAUUGUGUAAACAGUGCUCUCAAAGAACAAUAGAUGUCAAUAAAGUCUGUUUUCGCGUAUACACUGUCAUCCAAAAUGGCAGGGAAGACGAAGAAGUUGUGUUUGGACAUUAGCUGAUGUGAGAUGUGAAUAGUGAAAAGUUACCAUUGACAGUGUUGUGUGGGUGUGAGUUGAGCGCGGAAAUGCGGACAUAGCGCGUACAAUGGGUUCGCAGACUUUAGAGAUACUACGCCAGGGUAUAUGGGCAUCAUUAACUGGCGGUUGGUUCUACGACCCUCACCAGAACCUAUUUUGCAACACAGUACACCUAUACAUCUGGCUGUUCUUGCUAUGUCUCCCGUUUUCCGUGUACCUGUAUUUCCCUCCCGCAAGCCUUGGCUGGUUGAUCUACUGCGCUCUAGUGGCCAUUCUGUUCACUGCCCUGAAGCUGAUUAACCACGGCUUGCACCACAUGUACGACACCAACGAACUGAUAGUUGUGCAGUCCACCGACGAAGCUGGGAACUCUAAUGAGAACACAGCUUUGUUGUCAACCCGCAGGCCGGAGGAGGGCAUGGAGAUGCAGACCCUGGGCGGGACGGCCGCCCCGCAGAGCGACAACGAUUCGGUGACGUCAUUUGAGUACCACAAGCCCGACAACAGCACUAUAGAUUUAAAAGUGGACGUUCAUCGAAAGAACAGUUCAGAGUCGAGCGUAGAGGAUAGCGCGACGUCUGCAAAACAGCCGCCAGAACCGGUUGCGAAAACGAAAUCCGAUCUAUGCGUAGUUCAAACCGUAGAUGUCGCAGGACCGUCGAAAACCCGUCCAACGAGAAACCGAUCAAAAUCCGCACACAGAAGGGAACAGAGAGUCAAAGUUUGCCGGGGACACGGACGAAUCGAUGAACUGAUCGUCGAAGAAUUGCGAAGUCCAGUUGUCGAGGCGAACAUACCUCUGCACGUCAUCGCAGACGAGAGUUCCUUCGCCAAAAUGAAAGUCAACAGACGAUACCACGAGUGCCUGCAUCGACACGAUUCAACCAACAGAGACUUUUUUAAAGAGUGGUUAUAUUUGGACGGCAAUAUAGUCGCCGGCGAACCUUACCAGUCGAAGUAUGCGCGCCAACUCAGUUCCGACUCCAGAGACAAUUCAGAACCGAGUGUGGGACCGCCGUCUCCAAAGAAGAGGACUUCGCAACGAAGAAGAUACACGAACUACCACGAUGAAAGCUGCACCAAAUCCGCGAUGGCCUUAGCGACGGCUCAAUCGUCGAACAUGAGGAGAAAUUCAAACUCAACUAUGUCCACCAUACAGCUGCCAUUGUUAAAUUCGACAGCUCAGUUAGUUUCACACAUGAGAAGGCAUUCCAACAAUGCGGAUACAGGGUUUUUCGCGAGCGUUGAGUUGGGCGAAUAUAUGAUGGUUAAAGCCGAAGCUCCGGUGGGAGAUGCCGAGAAGAACAGAGGCAAAAGCCCUGGCGUGAGGCGAAUAAAAAGUGCGGCUUUGGAAAUAGGAUGUCCUCCACCGAGCGUUUCAAAUUUAUCACCUCAUCCAAAUAGUGUAGAAACGAUAGGCGGCCAAGUGCUUAAAAAUCCUAAAAGUGCUGUAAUUCCACCGCCAAGUAAGUGUUUAACGCGUGGGCCUCAUUUAAACCUCUACCCUAAAACUGAAUCUGGCGAAGGCUGCAGCUACCCAUAUCUGACAUACGGAUCAGAAAUCGUUUACCCUAUAGCCGAAAUAUCAGAUGAAAUGCAAACGUCUCAGAAAGAAACCGAUUUGGACUCCAGUGGUGAAAGUUACAGUGAAUAUGAGGAUGAAAAACAGUUUCGCGGUUUCGACUGGGAAGCUGAACAGUCGCCAGCGUUGCGGUCUAGUGACUCGGAUUACGAAAAUAAUGGUUCUAGGUCACCUUUAUUAGACAAAGUUAACGAUAUUCGGGUAGUGCGAUCAAAAAACCAAAACGAUUGUAAAAAACAUUGCUGUGAGCGACACCAAAAUAACAAACACCACCCAGAGUGCCCUAACGAAAAAUCAAAACCUGUGAGAUUAAAAAAGCUGAAAAGUGAAGCACGGGCCGGUAAAGCUACAAACACGUGCGAUUGUAAAUAUAAUCCGAAUAGUGAAUAUUUAGACAAAGCCAGUGCCAGUUCGAAAGAUUUACUAAUAGAAAAAUCAAGUUUAGAAUCUAAUGACAACGGAGGCGAAAAGGAGCACGAUAAAAAGCCAGUAGAGAAGAAACUUUGGGACCAUGACAUAUCUAACACUAGUAGCAGUAGUAGUGAAAUGGAGAGAGCAGAAGAUGAUGUUAAGUGUGAAAAAAGUAAUGCGCCUGAAACUGAGGAAUCACAGCUGACUUGUGAUAGUAAAAGUGCAGACGAAAGGAGUGUAUAUAGUUUGGAUUGGUUGUUCGAAGAAUCUGAAUCCAAAGCUGUGUGUUGCAUGGAAAUCUUAGGCCCAGAAGAGGUCUUACGCCAAAAACUUGCAAACGCUUUAGGCGAGUCAUCAUCCAACGUUCCAAAAAACUUAGGAGCCAUACCAAAGCAAAUAAAAAACCUAGCCCGCUCUCGAGCUUCCUCCCAGAAGGAGAACAAAAUGAAAGAUUCUAGGAAGGACAAAGAUGAAAAUCAAGCUGAAGACCAAAUAUUAAUGGAUGCAGUGGAAGCUCAAGCUGCUUUGGUACAAGGGUUAGAAUGUCUAUUUGCUGCUACGAAUGCAAAUACUGUAGUGAUGCCACCAACGAAUAGGGAGGAAAGGCCGAGGAGUCACAGGCCGAGUAUCAGAGGAGAGAGGGACAGUGUGCACAAAACUCGAAAACGUUCCAUAGAAGAGGUCGCACAAACAUCAACUAACACAUUACUCCCUACCUCCAUGCCUUUACUAGCCGCAUUCCUGAACUCUAGAGUUGAAUUCACGCCUUCUUGUGUGCCUGAUAACCCCCAGCCCGCCCAACCGGGACAAUCCACUGAAGAAGGACAAAGACUGAGACCUUUAAUGGAUAGGAAUCACCGAAAUAGAGUGAGAAAAAUCAAACGUUCUACGCGCCAACGAAACAAUCCAGCCUUGCAACACAGCAAUGCAGAUAAAAAAGAUAAACCAUCAAAUUCAGAGAAUCCCAACACAAAUAAUGUGCAUUUUGCGACAACAUUUGAGGACACCACUGAUGGGGCGAUACAUUGUUUCAUGGAUGAAUACGGCAAUUGGAUGUCUUAUACGUUUGAUAAGAAUACUGCCAGCCGAACUCAAGCUCAACCAAUGCCGUUAGCGGAAAAGAAACCACAUUCGAGAUUUACUACAACUAAAGUUAUAGAAACUCCCGACAUGUCGCUGGAAACUGCAGGUGAAGGCAGUUGCGGGUCACUAGAAUCUGAGGCUCCAAAUAGUGAAAGUAUAGCAAAGACGAAAAGGGGAGACAGUAUAGACCAAAGUUCGUCAAAUCAAGGCAGUAACAAUCCUCUACUAUCGAGUAACAAUAACGUAUCUACCGUCGUUCCUAUUAAUACAAAUAAUAGUACUAAUAAACGAUUUUACGUCUUUGAUGGAGGGACUGGUUCACAUUCUGACCAGCCAAAGUCGCCGGUUGCUAUAGUGACUGAUAGUUUUUUAGAGCAAAUUGAGGCAGAAAGACAGUCCAGGAUGGGGCUGCCGAGUAUGCACAUCAACUUUCUGAUGAAUCAACAGAGAGCUUUGCAGCAGGCUGUACAGCAAACUGAAAGCACUUCAGUAAACACACACAUACCGAGUUUGAUGCCUUCGAUAGGUGAAGAGAGUCUAGAAACAAACAUCAGGAGUAAAUUCUCAAAGCUAAUGGACGAUUUAGACAAGCCAAAUAAACCGAAAUCUAAAAGCUACUACAAGUUUAAACUUUCAAAAUGCCUGGAGGUCAAAGUUGCAAUGGAUAGGUUGAAACUGAUGGCUCUCUUUGACCGGAACCUUACUUUUAAAGAGACCUUUGUGUGUAUUAUGCUAGCCAUAUCUGUUGCCGUUUUAGGCUCCAUGGUAUUAAAUUUGGGUUUCUAUAGGGACAUUUACGCGUUUUGGUUCUGUUUUAUAAUGGCUGGAAGUCAAUACUCUCUGCUCAAGAGCGUCCAGCCUGACUCAGCCUCACCUGUACACGGUUUCAAUAAGAUGGUUGUCUUUUCUCGGCCAGUCUAUUUCUGUUUGUGCACAGCAAUACUGUGCGCAGUUCACAGCCAACUGCAAGAGAUCGGUACUCCAGAAGAUACAAAUAUACGUACUAAGAGAAGUGUAGACGUCAGCAAACCCAUGACAAUAUACGGUUUCGAAUUUAACGAAAGAGAUUUUUUAUAUGUGAUACAAGAGAUUUUAUCUAAGUUCUUAUUAUUUUUUCCUUUAGCCUUCAGCUUGGGGUUAUUUCCCCAAGUGAACACCUUCCUGAUGUACUUAUUAGAGCAAGUUGACAUGCAUGUAUUUGGAGGCAAUGCCACUAGUAGUCUCAGCGCUGCUGUGUACUGUGUUGUCCGAUCAUUGGCAGCCAUUGGAGUGCUAUACGGUUUCGCAUACAGUGGACUGGUAGAAGGGAAAAAAUCCCAACAUCAAAAGCACAAUAUCCUAUUCUCCAUCUUCUGCGGUCUCUUAGUACCGAUAGCGUAUCACUUGAGUCGCAGUGCGAGUGACUACACACUGAUUUGGAAUUUAAUAAAGAAGCAUUUAUUACCUCCAGAGCUUUACGUCGUACACACACCCGAGUGUACCCCAGAAUCAGAAAAGAACGAUCCAAAUACUCUGACCGAGGAAAAGAAGAACAACUCUGAAAGUAAUAUAUCGAAAGAGAAUUCGAUCGGUAGUUCUGCGUCCAAAAUCAACUUCAGUUCGGAAACAAACAUUGCGCGAACUCAAAAAAGAUCACAAGCGUCCAGUGUUAGUUCUUUAAAAAUGGAUCCCAGAGGUGAUACGAAUUCGACUACGUCUCUCAAAAUUGUCGACCGUUUCGAAGAUGCAACUGAAGUUGAGGAUAAAAGUCGCGACUUAAAUACUCUGAAUUCUAAUACUAAUAAAACAGAUAAUGAGAAACCUGAUGAGGACAUGGAGGAUCCUUUGCCGAAGAAGUUGCAAGCGACAGUAAACGCGAGACUGAAGAACGAUGUGAUAGUGUGUACUUUUCUUGGUCUCUUUGUGUUCGGGCUGCACUGCACGACUGUCUUCACUACACUGAGACCGCAACUCAAUACGGUGCUAUGGAUAAUAGCGGGUAUCCUGGGCUGGGUGCUGCACUACGUGACGCCGCAGCUGCGCAAGCAGCAGCCGUGGCUGUGUCUCGCCGGGCCCGUGCUCAAGCAGCAGGAGCACGCGCAGUUCGAGGUCACCGAGCCGGCCAAACUUAUGAUAUUUGAGAAGAUCUUCGUGUACCUGUGCUUCCUGGAGCGCAACGUGCUGUACCCGGCCGUGGUGAUCGCGGCCGCCACGCAGGACGCGCCCGCCAUCGCCGCCAAGUACGGCGACGCGGUCGGCGCGCUCAUCAUAUGCGUGUGCGCGCUCAAGUGUCUCAGAAACGCGUACUCGGAACCAGACAGCCAGUAUCUGAUCCUGGUGUUCGCGGUUCUGUUGUUCCAACGCGACCUCAGCAGCCAGAAGGUGUCGGAGACCUUCCUCGUCGACUACUUCAUCACUGCCAUCAUAUUCAGCAAGGUGUACGAGUUUCUGUUGAAGAUUCAAUUCGUGGUGACGUACAUAGCGCCGUGGCAGAUCACGUGGGGCAGCGCGUUCCACGCGUUCGCGCAGCCCUUCUCCGUGCCGCACUCCGCCAUGUUGUUCCUGCAGGCGGCCGUGUCCGCGCUGCUGUCUUCGCCCCUCACGCCGGCGCUCGGUAGCGCAAUAUUCAUGACGUCGUACGUGCGGCCGGUCAAGUUCUGGGAGCGCGACUACAACACGAAGAGAGUCGACCAGAGCAACACCAGGUUGUCUUCACAGCUCGAGAGGAACUUAGGAGCAGACGACAAUAACCUGAACUCGAUAUUCUACGAGCACCUGACUCGUUCCCUACAACACUAUCUGUGUGGAGACCUUAUGCUUGGCCGAUGGGGUCAAGUGCAACAAGGGGAUUGUUUUGUGCUAGCCUCCGACUAUUUGAACUGUCUGGUACAUAUCGUGGAGAUGGGGAAUGGAUUGGUGUCAUUUCAACUGAGAGGGCUGGAGUUUCGCGGGACAUACUGCCAGCAGCGGGAGGUAGAGGCCAUAUCCGAGGGGCCAGAGGAGAGUAUUGAGGGUGUAUGCGGCUCGCGCUGGCUGUGCGGCGGGCGCGUGCUGUCGCCGGGCUCGUGGUGGGCGCUGCGCUGGCUGGCGUGGCAGCUGGCGGCGGCGCGCUACGUGCUGGAGGGCUACUCCGUCACCGACAACAGCGCCGUGUCCAUGCUGCAGGUGUUCGAGUUCCGGAAGGUGCUGCUCAGCUACUACGUCAAGAGCAUAAUCUACUACACGAUCCACUCCCCAAAGCUGGACGAGUGGCUGUCUUCGCCUGAACUCGCCGAGGCGCUCAAGCCGAUGAGUGAGAGGUCAUUCGUGGACCUGGACCCCAUCUUCAAUGUCAACCUAGAUGAGGAUUACGACUUCCGAUCUUCAGGUGUUACCAAGAGUAGAUUCUGCACGAUAUACCAGGAGUGGAUAGUGCACUGCAGUGCGCGCCGCGGCGGAGGUUGGCGCAGACGGGCCUCGGCAAGAGACUCGCCUCUGGUCACGCUGUGCUUCGCGCUCAGUCUACUCGGCAGGAGGGCAUUGGCGGCUGCUCAGCAUCUGUCUGCAUCUAGCGUGGAGUUCUUCCUGUACGGGCUGCACGCGCUGUUCAAAGGCGACUUCCGCAUCACGUGCGCGCGCGACGAGUGGGUGUUCUCCGACGUGGCGCUGCUGCACUCCGUGCUGGCGCCCGCCGUGCGCAUGGCGCUCAAACUGCACCAGGACCACUUCAUGUUCCCGGAGGAGUACUGCAGCAGCGCCGCGCUGUACGGCGCCAUCUCGUCGCACGCGCAGCGCCUCGUCAUCUGCCACGAGGCGGCGCCCGCCUGGCGGUACAACGUGCUGCGCGGCGCGCCGCACCUGCUCGCGCUCCGUCACGUCAUGGAUGAAGGGAACGACGACUACAAGAUCAUAAUGCUGAACAAACGCCACCUGGGCUUCCGCGUCAUCAAGCUGAACCGCGAGUGCGUGCGCGGGCUGUGGGCGGGCCAGCAACAGGAGCUGGUGUACCUGCGGAACAGGAACCCGGAGCGGGGUUCCAUACAGAACGCUAAACAGGCGCUGCGUAACAUAAUCAACUCGUCGUGCGACCAGCCCAUCGGGUACCCGAUCUACGUGUCGCCGCUCACCACGUCGUACGCCGACAGCUCGCCGCAGCUGUGCUCGCUGCUGGGCGCGCCGCUCACCGUCUCCUCCAUACGCGACCAGCUCGUCGCUCUGUGGCGCAGGAUACGUCGUCGUUGCGGCGAGGGCUGCUCCAGCGGCGCUUGCGAAGCGGCCACAGCGGAGGCGGGGCGCGCGCCCUCGCGCAACGUGCCCCCGUCUCUGCCCACCAGGAGCUCGCUGCCCUCUCACGCCUCGCACGCUGCUUCACUCGGCGGAACCCGCGGCAGCCUGUCGAGCGCGGGCAAGCCGACGUCGUCCACUCUGGCGUCUCUGGCGGGACUGCUGAGGGAGCACUCGCACGAGCGGGCGCAGGAGGAGCCGGUGUACAUCACGUACCAAGACGUCGCGGAGGCACAACGACGCACCGAGGAGGCGCGACUGUCGCGUCGCGAUCGCAACGCGCGUGCACGCUCGCAGAUGAGCAACAGGAGUCGUCUGCGGCGCGACGCUCGUCUGCCGGCGUCGUUCCGGCUACUGGCCGUGUCGGACACGCUGCGCCCGCCCGAGCACGCCGACAUGCGGCACACUGACGACGGACAGGGUUCCGCAGGUGGAUGGGAAUGCGGUUGGCGAGAACAGCCACGUCGCGCAGCUAGUGCUAAGGUGUCGGGCACGCGCGCGUCGCGCUCGUCGCGCGGCUCGGGCUCGGGCUCGUCGCUGGAGGAGGCGGGCGCCAGCGGGCUGGACGUGUCGCUGCCGGACUGCAAGAUCAUUGCCAACAGGAGCGCCAGGCAACCCAGCGCCGCCAGAUUCUUCAUAAACGAAGGUACAUCAAAAGAUCUCACCAAAGUCAGCAGAGACAUUCGACACGAAAGGGAAAGUUACCGAGACCUCACAGGCAGGUACAUAGAGAAACCUGAAGUUAUUCCUCUAAAAGAAACCCACUAUUCAGAUAUAUCCAACAAGGAGUCCAUAUUGAAGAAAGAACAGAAGAAGGACCCUAAGCCUAAGGAAAUAAAGACUAAAAUCAAACGAUCAGAUUCAGGGAAAAGUGAAUUAAAAGUGAAUAUCAGUGUUGGUAGCAAAGUGUUGAUAGUUGAACCUCUGGGAGUGUAUGACUGUAUCAACUUGGGGAGGAGGAUCGACGUGCUGUGGCCCUCCGAGUACCAGAGGGAGAGAGGUGGGAGGAACUAUUGGGGGAGUUGGGUACCCAUGGCAGGGAUGGAUGGUUUGGUAGUACAUAAAUGGACACCGAGCCACCGAGACCCCAAACUACGGUCUCACGUCGACAAAAGCAUCCUCUUGCUACAAAUCGACGACAGGUUCGUGCCUAUCGCUGAGAACUGCGUGCAAGACCUCGGUGACGAAGUGUAGAACUCGAGUUAUAGGUCUCGUCAAAUACGUCAUCCAGUUAUAGAUCUCGUCGAAUACGUCAACCAGUUAUAGGUCUCGUCAAAUACGUGAUCCAGUUAUAGGUCUCGUCAUAUACGUUAUACAGUUAUAGAUCUCGUCAAAUACGUCAACCAGUUAUAGAUCACGUCAAACACGUCAAACUAGUCUGAUUGGUGACUUGUCUUGACUUGACUUGUUGCAAAUCGACAAUACCUAGGUCCAAUACUUAUAUAAUGUAGGUAAAGUUAUUCAAUCGCAGGGAAACUUUGGUUUUGGAUGUUGUAAGGUGACAACAGACACAUUCUGUAUAAACUAUAGGAACGACGGCACAGUAGAAAGGCAAUGUUAAAUUAUUAUUUAUAGUGAUACAUGGCAGCAUAUGACAUAAAAAUCAAAUCAAAAAGCUGUUGCUUAAAAAUCAUUUACAAGCAAAUGAUAAUUUUAUAAUGUUUCUACAUUGCUGACGUUCCAUCUGUUACACAAACCAACCCGCUUAUCCAAUGCAUGUAUGUACACCUUACUUCUACAACCAAAGUAAAACUGUCAUCAUAAAAUAGAAAAUCCAUAUGAUUUGCGCAUCAAACUGAUUUAUAAAUCACGUCAAACAGCUAUUUAUAAGUCACGUAAAAUCACUAUUUAUGAGACGCGUCAAACAACUGUUUAGAAACCACGUCAAACUAUCUAUCCAAGUUUAGUAACUUGUGGUAUCAGAUCGCCGAUAACUUUGAUUUAUCGUGAAAAUCCACCCACAGAAUAUAGACAAUGAAGUCUAGAUACGAAACCAAUGAGUUAUAGACUGCGUCAACCUUGUUUGAACAGAAUAUAUAGUUCUGUAUUGUAAAAAGAAGACACUUGUUCUCAUAGCAUACAAUUUCAUUCAAAACAAACAAUCAAAUCGAGAUUUAAAUAAUAAUUUAUAUGUUGUGUCAGACAUUGUUUCUGACGCAGCUUAUAAAUAUUCUGCCAGAUAUAUAGUUUACAUAUCUGUCUGUAUAUUAUAUAUACUGUAGUCAAAAAUUACUACAAUUUGAGUAAUUUUGAAUCACGUCAAAAAAAUAGACAACGAAAUCUAGACUCAGAACCAUUGAUUUAUAGAACACGUCAAACUUUAUGCUGAGUUCUGAGUUAAGUCAUUAGUCGCAGCGUUUUAACAUGGAAAUACUAUGAUGUAUAAGCUAAUACUGACUCAUAUGAGAAAAAAACAACUAUAUGGCACAAAACUACUCACAUAAAUGGCUAUGAUUAAGAUUUAAAUAUAAAUUCACCUAGUCACGGUUUAAAAAAAAUAACACGGAUUUGACAGAAUAUUGUAAAAAUUCUAAUUACUAUGGAAAGUCUAUUUGUCUAUGUUUCAUUCUGAUAUACACUAAAUUAAAAAUGAAAAUUAUUGUGAUUAUUCUACCAGAAAUUUAAAUAAAUAUUUGGUUUUUAUUUAGUUUAACAAAGUUUUAACCCUCAUUCGUUCGAGAGUUUUUUUAACGGACGUUAAAAAAUCGUUCAAAUACAACAAAUAUGCAUUCCCACGACAGCGUUUUAAAGACAUGGCACUUUUUUUUUUGACGACCUCCGUGGCGCAGUGGUAUGCGCGGUGGAUUUACAAGUCGGAGGUCCUGGGUUCGAUCCCCGGCUGGCUCGAUUGAGGUUUUCUUAAUUGGUCCAGGACUGUCUGGAAGCUUCGGCCGUGGCUAGUUACCACCCUACUGGCAAAGACGUACCGUCAAGCGAUUUAGUGUUUCGAUGCCGUGUAGAAACCGAAAGGAUUGUGGACUUUCAUCCUCCUGACAAAUUAUCCCGCUUUCAUCUUAGAUUGCAUCAUCACUUACCAUCAGGUGAGAUUGUAGUCAAGGGCUAACUUGUAAAGAAUAAAAAUUGAGCUGUGUUGCAUUUUAAAUUUUGGGCGUUGAAAAUAGACCUUCAUUUAACUUCAUACUAUAUUUGAACGCUUUUUUUAACGUCCGUUGUAAAAACUCUCGUGCGAAUGAUGGCUUUGUGUAAACAACAAUGAGUCAAGAUCAACAACUCUUUACGUAUUUAAUUAUUAGGAAAAGCGGCCGACUCUUGGCCUAUGUUGUGAUUUCGAAUAACAGGAUAUCGUUAUUGAAUCGACUAAAAAUAAUUUUAAUCAUGUAAAAUGUUCUAUAAAAUUGUUAGAAAUUUCCAAGUGUGUAAAAAAAGUGUUAUCACAUUAAAAGUUAAAAUCUAUUUACAUUGUUGGACAUUUCUAAACAUAUAUACUAAACGUUCGUGUAGUUAAUUCAAAAAAUGUGUAUAUAUAUAAAAAAUACGCUUGAAAUGUAUGUAUGUAUGUUGCAUUGUAAAUAAAUGUACAUAAUGUAUAAAAAUGUAUGCCGUAGCCUGUAUAGUACAUCUUGUGUUGUAUGAAACGAUUUGUGUAAAGUACGAUUUUGUUUUGGGCAAAGUUCGCAUAUAUAUAUAUCUAUUUAUUUAUUUAUUUAUUUAUUUAAUAAGGACAAACAACAGCUGUUACAUUGUCACGUGUCAAUAAUUUACAUUAAUAUACUAACUUAUUGCACAGAUUAUUAUAGGUUAUCACAGCAUUCACUAUUAAAAUUACUUAUGUCAAAACUACAGUUGUCAGCAAUGAAUCAAUGUUAAAAUAUACAAUGCAAAUUAAUAUCAAAAAAUGUCGGACUACUAUAAUUAAAAGCUAUUAAAAUAAAAAAUAAAUCACGUAAAAUUAAAUAAAUAAAUAAAAAAAAACAAGAAAAUUAUAUCUUAAAAUCUAUUAAACAAUAAACAUGUUUUAGGGAUUGUAUAUGCAAUGAUCUAUUACACACAAUUCCAGUAACAUAGAUAAAUGUUUAACGAAAAAUAAGGACAAAUAUUUUAUAAUACUAGUUUUACGUUGGAAUUUAAAAAAAAACAAAUGUGAAUAGCGGCAAACUUUCAAAAGUAAAACGAACUGUCACCCGCACCACCCUACAUGAAACGAACUGUUGCAGAGCGUAUCCGACCGAUGAUACACUGAACCAAAUGAAAAAUACUCAUUCACAAAAAAGUCUUUCAUUGGCAAUUACGAACUUUGCCUGUAACAAAGUCUAUUUUUUUAUUUUUGUUACUUUUUUCACUAAAUUUUAAUUUUAAGUCGUAACUCUCUCCCAAAAAACAAAUCUUAGUCCCUUUAGCACCAAAAAUGUGGUUUGUAUGUAUGUAUAUUGGUACAAAAUUAAGUUAUGUAGUUAAAUAAAGCGGUGUACACACUAUUGCUUUUGAGUGUAUUUAAAAAUACUCGGACAUUGUUUAAUCUACCAAUAACUUUUAAUAGCGUAUUUAAAGACUUCCUAGUCUUCUUUCUCUAUGCACAAUUUAAGAAUAGAAUAAAGGUUUUAUUCACAACUUAGGCAAACCGAUUAAUCUUUUCUAUGUUUACAACCAUAACUUUGUUUUACAUGUUAAAAUUAAAUCAUUUUAAAAAUAUAAAACGACCACAAGGGUUUUUACUUCAGUUUUACAUAUAUCAGCGUCAGAAGAAAUAAACUAAAAAGUGAAAAAACAAAUAAAAGCAUAUUUAUUUACCAAGUCCAGAAACUGUUUGUUUUUGUGUAUAAUAGUUUCUUUAUAUUUCAGCACAGUGUGUACGUCGCUUUAUAUUUAUAUGUAUAAUACUAUCGCUGUUAUUUGUUGGGUAUAUAUUUAUUACAUUAACUAACGUAUUGUUCGAACGCGUACAGUAUAGCUAACGCACAGUUCAGAAACAGACACCAAUUAAAAAACAACAAGCCUUGUAAGGUUAUCCUAUAGAACUGGGAACUUCUAAUGUCUAAAUUUGUUUAGGCACGCCUUGCUGGACUAAUAUAGUCUAAUACGAGUAUGAUAUAUCGCGCCAGGAGAUAAUGAGAUAAAUUUGACUUCACGCCCCAUUGCUACGAACGAAAGUAAUAUUUAUGUUACCUCUUUCGUUGCUAUAGGACGAAAAAAAGAUACGAGUAUAAGUAACUCAAAUUAUCUUUUUAUCACUUCGGGAUACCACCUUAUCGGCGAAAGACGUACUGCUAUCAGAACCAAGUGGUAUGAUUGGUUGUUAAUUUUUAUGUAUAUACAUAUUGAACUCAUCACGGUUUUUUAACUGAGGAAAUAGAGUUAUAGCGGGACUCAUGUCUGACAAAAUAUUGAAACUAAUGCAUUUAUUUAUUUUAAAGCGGCACAAAAAUAAACUAAAAACUUGGUGACUUAAAUAGUGUGAAAAGCAAGUGACUAUGCGACACUUUGGCUUCAUCGUCUGGACUGCGCCCUUUGUUACUUUGUUAGGAAAGUCCGGUUGCACCACUCGCAGUAUAUCUGUCUACUACUGUAGUCGUAGAUAUAAGAAGGCUUCUAAAUAAAUGGCAUACUGCAUCAAGAUGUUCUAAACGCCUUUGCUCGACCUCUGCUAAUAACCUUUGAGUGACUAUAGAAUGUUGAACACUGCCUAUUCUGAACUGUAUGAUUAGUACACUGCGCUAAGUACGUUGAGUUUUACGAAUUUAAGGGGAUUACAAUAAUUAUUCCAGUUGAUCGUUUAAAAUUUAAAUUAUUAUAUUCUAAAAAUUAAAUCUAAAUGUAUAAUUGUGUAUUUCUUCUAAACGUUAUCAAUCUGGUGGUUUGGAAUUUUUCUUUUAUGAGACAUUUUCGUUAGUAAAUGAAGCGUUUAUACUUGACCUAAAGCCUUGUUGUAUGAUGGGGGAUUGAUGAGGUGAUUGUUGAUGACCUUGCAUGUUGUUGAGUAUUUACAUCAAUUCUUAUAAGAAGUCCGUAUUGAAGGUGAACGACACAUUGUAUAUGUAUGAAAAUGCAGUAAACUGCUUCAUGGAUGGCUUAGGUAUUGACUUUUCGUCACGUAUGUACGCUUGAGGUCACAAAAACAAUUUUUAAAAAAGAUCAUGAAAAAAUUAAAAUUUAAUGUCACAAAAUGCUAAACAAAUUAUGAAAUGUUAUUUGUUAAAAAACAACAAUAAAAUAUUUUUGAGCAUAAUCCGUUUUAAAACUGACAUUUUUUCUUAAUAUUUUGUAAAAGAAUUCAUGUGGCCGAUUUGUAAAACGUGUAACAGAUUCUAAGUAUCCCUUCACAAAUACCAGACACAUUUUUUUUAAAUAACUUGCUUUACGGCUCUGGGUUCCAAUAGCUUUGAGCUUAAACACCACAGUGAGAACAGUUCUCAGACAAAAACCGAAUUACACAUAUUUAGACUGUCAAUGUCAUUCCCUGACUUUUCUUUAAUACCUAUGUAUUCACUAGAAAUUACAUAUUUUUUUCGCGAGUUGCCUUAAUAUAUUUUAGACUGAUUUUUUAUAAUCGCGAGCGCAUCUAAGCCGUUGUUAAUGCUAAAUCGGUUGUACACGAUACAGGCAACCGGUGACCAUUAUAUAGUCUUAUUUUAUUAUUAUUAUAGCCUUUUGAAUUUAUUCUGUAUCAGACUAAAAGUCUGAUUUUUUUGGACUUACAAAUUAAUUUAAUACCAUUUUUAAAUUGGCACGUAAGUUACAGCGUGGUUUAAAGCUAUGAUUCAGAAAAAUAAUCCCAUAUAUUAUAUCUUAAAUAACUUGUUGCAUAAUAAUAAAAAAUGUACACUUAAAUAAAUUAAAUUGGUUGUUUUAUUUCAAAAGUAUGGUCAGUUUUCUUGAAGUUUUAUCAAUUGGAUAUUAAACCAGAAACCUAAAAUAAACAAAUUGCGACUGUCGCGUUUUGAUUGCGACAGUCGCGUUUCAAAUGUGUCAAGGCGUUUCCGUGUGUUGUGUACAGCCGAUUAACUGACUGUAUGAAUAUAAACUAGACUAUUGUUAACAUAUAGUACCUAUUGCAUUGGAACCAUUUUGAUAAGUUACAAUAAAAUCAAUAUAAAUGUAAGUCGAUUAAACGAUUGUAAAGAUUUAAAUAUGUUUUUUAUGUAAAUUAUUUUAGCUGGCACCUCAACGUGAUAGGUCUUUUCCCCUUAACUGCAAUACUUACUAGAUGCAAAAAUGCAUUGCAUACCCCUAGAACUCGCUACAAGCCUUUAUUGGAGAAGGAAUUUUCCAUUUAAUACAUUUUCUACAUAUAGUGCAUACCCUAGAUGAAAACUUUGUGCACGCCACUGGGUAUCUCCUAUAAAAAGGAUGGCCUAGGCCUUUAAGGCUCGCUGAAAUGGGCUAAUAAUACAAGUAUAAUACGAAUGAGUUGAGUUGCCAGGUAAAAAAAUAUAUAAUGUACAUAGAGAUUAAAAAUAUAAUAAAAUAAUCUUGCUCUCUCUCAUGUCUAUGCGACCAAAGACGACGAAGCGGACAAGGAUUUUAUACUAUAGAUAUAUCACGCGCGUCGAAAAUGAAGCGGGAAAAAGUGACUAAUUGUCUUAAUUUCAUUUAGCCGCAUUGUAAACAAGGAAAGAUUAUUUAACUACAAUAUCGAGUUGUGCGUUCAAGAAGAUUAAUGUAUACAUAAAUUUAUAAUAUAUAUAAAUAUAUUUAUGUAUACAUAAAUAUAUAAUAUGUAUGAAUAUAUUUAUGUAUACAUAAAUAUAUAAUAUAAGUCAACACAAAAUUGUGCAUGUGUGCGCUCAGUGCAGUAACUAAAUUCGGAUCACUUUUUGCGGUGUUUUUGUUGGCACGUAACAUAUCUAAUAGUAGAAAUUCUUUGGAAGCAGUUCAUUAUCCAUUUGUAAUGUCAUCUUGUAACUUAUUAAAGUGACUCAAUUUGUCUCCUUUUGAAUGAUAAAUGUUAAGUGUUCACUGUACUUAUGAAGAACCGCGGGUUUUCACUUCCUUAUAUACGCCUUUUGCCUUUGAUGUACAAGGAUCCGAAACUGAACUAAAAAUAACAAGACGACAGGACGAUUCCCUACGGGUUACCUUUUUAAAAUCCUUAUAUACAUAUUCAUUAUUGUAAAGAAUAUGUAUGAGAAUCCAGAGUUUGUAUUAAGUGGUAUGAAUUUCCCUUUCUUUGGGACUUACCUUCGUCAAAAUUCUAUCUUUCGCCACUGGUGUAUACGCUGUAUAAUAUACUCUAUUUUACUUUAAAAUUUAGAUUUAAAAAAUCACGAACUAGAUUGAUCAAAUGUUUUUGUAAAAUUCAAUUUGAUUGGAGGUGAUUUUGAUUCAAGAAUUUUUUAUGGAAGUAAUGAAUGGUAUAUUACACAUUAUAUUUAAUAUUUAGUUCAGAUUCGGCGCCAAAUGUAUGUAUAUUUUUUCAAUUGAUCUUGAAAUACGAUCUAUUAUCCGCCCACUUUAACAUGCGCGAGUAAACUAAAAUGGGCGAAUAAUUGUGCCUCUGAGUAUAUUCUUGUUCAUGUUCUACGUUUAAAUGAUUUUUAGAAAGAACAUCGUUUCCUCUUAGAUAGUAAAUAAUGACAUCAUGAAAAAAAUGCCCCAAUUUUAAUAUUAAGUUUUCCACAACUGAAUGUAAUUUUCUUAAAUUGGUAUUAUUUAGACUAAAUUAAGUUGGUCUAUGGCCGGUCGUUAUCUUGUUUUUUUCAAAAUCACUGUCACUGAUAAUAUAUUCCGUUAUCAACCCAUAAUCGGCUCACUACUGAGCUCUGAGUCUGAGUCUCCUCUCAGGGAUAGGCCAAUAGUCCACCACGCUGGCCCACUGCGGAUCGGCAGACUUCACACACGCAGAAAAAGAAGAAAAUUCUCUGGUAUGCAGGUUUCCUCACGAUGUUGUCCUUCACCGUUUGAGACACGUGAUAUUUAUUUUUUCAAGAUAAUACUUAUAUAUUCGUAGUUAAUUUUAAUUCACUACAGACUGAUUUGAAAAAUAUUUUCACUAAAAGAAAGCUUCAUUGUGAAGGAGUAAAAUAUCCCACGGAAAUGGGAAAACCGCGAGGUUCUGCUAGGAAAGCAUAUACUUGUUUUUCUUUAAAAACUAAAAUACUUUAUCCAUCAUAUACAAAUUAAAUUUUUGCCUUCGUCAGCAAUUAUUGAAAAAUUCAAGAUAAACAACCCAAACCCGACCGACUGAUAAUUUUCAUACCUCUUUUUUUAAUAAUAAUAAUUGUUUAUGGUAUAAACUCUGAUGGCCACUGUAUAAAACAAUUACAAUCUAAUACUUGAGAAAAAAAUAGGAUCUGUUUUCACAACGUACAAUUGUAAAAAAAUGCACAGCGUGCGGUAAAAUGGUAUAAGUAUAGAUUUAAGUGAAAAUGUAAUUCUUGUAACAAUUUCGAAAUGUAGAAUUCUGAACUACGAAUUUAAUGUCAGUGUUACUUUGCAUUUACAUAUAGGGCUUCCUUUGUCGCUUCAUAUUGUCAGAAUCAGAGAAUAGUAGGACUUUGAAUACGAAUGCAUUUUACAAAGUUUGUAUAGGUCGCGCCUAAGUUCUAGUCCGCCCUGAACACGAGGCGUGUGCUUGCACAGUUAACGAAAACAUACGCCAGUCAUAUUGGAUAGAAGCAGGCGUUACUUUACGGAAGUUCAUUAUGAAUAUAUAAUAAUUUAUUUAUUUUGCUAUCAGCCGCGAAAAGCCGAAUUCUACAACGUGCAAUUGCAAAACAUAUCCUGAGGAUGCUCCGGUUUCGGGGUGAAACGUACGUAGAGAAUAUUUUGUCGGACCUGGGUGACGUUCUUGCAUGGGUUCGUCGGCUUUUCGCGGGUGAUAGCAAAAUAAAUUAUUAUAUAUAUCCCAGUCAGAUUAUAAAUAGCUGCUCCGGGGGAAAAUUCUGUAACGAUGUUUUGUAUAACUUGCAAGUGCGAGUUUCGAAUUGAUGUCUAUCUUUCUCUUUCUAUAGUAUCGUGUUAGACACAGAGAGAUAGAGGUGAAUUCGGAACUCGCACUUGCGAGUUAUUCAAAACAUCGUUACAGAAUAGCCCUCCAGUUUCGUGUGUUGCAAUAUCUGAGCGGACUAGAAGUUUGGCGCGACUUACCUAUGCUUGUACACAAAACCACUUGAGUCCUCGUAUGCGCGAUGCAGGCUGCUGAGCUCUGCUGAGCUCAACCGGAGCAUCCUCAGGAGAUGUUGACUCUACAACGUGCAAUUGCAAAAAUUUCGGUUUCGGGGUGAAACGUACGUAGAGAGUAUUUUGUCGGACCUGGGUGACGUUGUCGCAUGGGUUCGCCGAAUUUUCGCGGAUGAUAGCAAAAUAAAUAUAUCAUUAUAUAAUCAUGAUGAACUUCCGCAAAGUAACGCCUGCUUCUAUCCAAUAGUGAUUUUUCUUUUUUAACAUGGCGGGGAGAAAUAAACAUGGCUUCUUUGAAGUUCAAAUAAUUACUAAAUUUAAAUACCGACAGUAGUAAUAUUUAUUUAUUGUAUUUUAUAUACAUAAUGAUUAUAAUUCAUAAGAUUAAAAUGCUCUUAUGAAUUAUAAUAUAUGAGAAAUAGUAACAAUGUCCUUUUUAUACAUUUAGUAUUUAUUUUCAUUAAAAAACGUAGGCAACUCUACCCACGACUCUCUUGCUUCCCCUUUGUCACCAGCACCCCUGUUUCGCGCAGACGAGGACUCGGCUAGGAGGUUUGAUUAUUUCAAUAGGGUAGUUGACUCAUAUCAAAUUUAAUAUAAACAAUAUUAAUUUCGCAUAGUACAUGGAAUAAGGGUCCGGAAUAUAUUGAUAUUAAUUAUUAAAAGUUAAGGAUUUCUUAAAAAACUUAAUUUAAAAAUCAUGUAUUUUUUAAAUUUUCCAAACGUCAAAAACACUGUCGUCCAUUUUGUGACGUCAUAAUGUUAAUUGAUGUACUAAACGUCAAACAAAUUAUUAACUACCUAAUAGUUUUGUCAAACGCUGUUGUUACAGUGACGUCAUGAAACAGUUGAAAUAUGACCAUCAUGGCCGACGCGCGUUUUAACUGGUAUUUAAAAACUAAAUUUUCAUUAUACUCGUCUCAUAAAAUAUGAUUUUUUUAAAUUAAAUUAAUUUAGUAGAACGAUAAUGAAAACUAUUUAAGACCAUUUAAAAAAAGUGUCAACUACCCUAUGCAACACUUGCAUAUGACACUUUCGGCUGUACACUAGAUUGACAUACGAAACUGCAGGUUCCAUUGCACGAUGGAUAUAAAUAGCCACUCGAUAAUGCCACUCUAAUAUCAACCUAAUCCGCCUUGUUCUAAAGUGGAAUUUCAAAUGGGCUGUUUGUAAAACAAAUAAAUAAGUAGUAAGAGAUAAGACUUAAAAGUGAGUAACAUUAAGCUCAUUUUUCUUUGCAUGCAAGAACAUGCAAUAGAUUUGAACUUUCAGUAAGUAAUCAACUUUAACUAUUCAUACAUGACUAGUGCAUAUGUCACUGAAUUGUCAUUUUACUGACUGGGAUUUAUAAAUAGUCGUACAUACGAUCAAUCUUACUUGAGAUUAUUAAUUCCAGUAAGUAAAAUGACAUUUCAGUGACAGAUGCACAUGUCAUUUUAUUGACUGGAAUUAAUGAUCGUACUAUAAAGUAUAGGCUACACAAACGCGUCCAAGCUACGCCUGAUAAAUCACACUACAUGUAAAUAAUUACUUACAAAAUUCAAUCUUGGACAUUAUUGUGAUUGUUACAUUUUAUAAAAAGGUCUGUUUUUAGUCUUUUUUUUUUUAAAUAAUGUGUUAAAAGUAUAAACAAAUCAUAUGUUUAAAUAUAAAAUUUAUGUGUACAGCCGAUUCAGUAUGCAUUACAUUGAGAAACAGAAUUCCUGUAGAACGUAGUUUGUAAAGGAAAGCACGAUCCGUCCACAAAGAUGUGUUUUCUCCCGACAGGUAGCCAUAUUUACAUACGUUCAACGUAUGUAAAAUAUAUCUACGAGUAAACAUCUAAUCUAUUUUAAUGACGAUUGUAAAAGUUGCUAUUCGAUGCUGAAUUUUCUCGAUUUGAAAAUAAAUAAACAAUUGGAACAAGUAAGCUGCGCUCCGCCGGACAUUUAGGCAUAUAACAGGAAAAAGAAGUGAAAAAUAGCAACUUUUCCGAUAACAAACUAAGGUAAUAUCAUUAUGCCCAUAAAAUCGUUCUUAAACUAAGCUAAGGUUACUAGUAAAGCGUCUAAGUUGCGUCCACGUUGGUGCGCUGCGUCAAUCAUAACGAAUAUGUUCUAGUUAGUGAUUGGUCAUACUCAGGAUGGUUCUUGUUUGUGAUUGGACGCAGCACACGUCACUGGGGACGCAAAAUGGACGCUCCAGUGGGGCCUUCGCUUUAAUGUAACUGCCUAUGUACCUACGUAAAGUACGAAUAUAAGAUUGCACAAUUUAUGUUAAAAUUAUUGUCAUGUGGUGUAAAAGAUUUAAAUCCAAGAUAUGCUCUGACAACGUAUUCAUGUUUCUAAACCAUUCUAAAUUCACUCUUUAGUUGAGAGCAUGUCUUAAGAUUUUCAUCGUGUCGCCAAAAUUAAGUAAAGGAGAAAUCAAUAAAUGUUCUUAAAAUAAGUUAAACUGCUUUAUGGUUUUUUAUCACAUACCUACCAAUACAUAACUUUAUACUUUUCUAAGACUGUGGUGUUAUAUGUAUUUCUUACCAUCUUUGUAGGUACAAGUGCUGUUUCAUUUCAAUUUUAAUACAACUAAUAAUUGUUACUAUUUUAUUUUAUUAAAUACAAUGUGGCCAUCAUUAAAUUUAAAUAGAUGCAAAAUACAUAAUUCAAAUUAAUUUAUUUUAUUUAAAAAUGCAGUUAAGUACAUUUUAUUUGCAAUGAUUUUUUUAUGUUACAAGGUGUUAAAAUAUGAUGUCACUUUUCGGCUUUAUUGCAACAAAAUGACAGAAAAUAUUUGAAAUUGUUUAAUUUAAUAAAACAAUUUAUUAAAAAUGUUAUUUUUAAUAUAGAUAAAUCAUUAGUCUUACGAAAGUAUAAAGUUACGUAUUUUAUAAUACAGAUUUUGUCAUGUCACUUUUUGUGUCGGGGUCAAUGAACUCCAAACCCACAUGGUACCAGUAACAAAGUAUAUGUUGUUUGUGUCGAGUGAAAACCGCCGGUAGAAAUGUUAAAUUAUGUUAAAAUACGAUUAACAAUAUCGAGGUGUAUCCAGAAAUAAAGCGGUACAUGGAA
Bicyclus anynana (squinting bush brown) is the source of this 20714-nucleotide messenger RNA. RefSeq names its product protein pecanex (gene pcx). Gene Ontology annotation, biological process: endoplasmic reticulum organization. The record is from RefSeq and is a predicted model, not a curated record. NCBI's taxonomy places the organism in Eukaryota, Metazoa, Arthropoda, Insecta, Lepidoptera, Nymphalidae. The transcript is spliced from 26 exons. The coding region runs from base 343 to 8787 and encodes 2814 amino acids. Gene Ontology annotation, cellular component: membrane; endoplasmic reticulum.